Molecule: messenger RNA, 1695 nt
Organism: Adineta steineri
Lineage: Eukaryota; Metazoa; Rotifera; Eurotatoria; Adinetida; Adinetidae
Source: the annotation of a GenBank genome assembly
AUGUAUUUUGAAUCAUUACCAAAUGAAAUUUUACUUUAUUUAUUCGAAUAUCUUCAUAGCACUGAUAUACUUCGUGCGUUUUUUGGACUUAAUACUCGUUUAAAGUCUCUUAUUUAUAAACAAUAUUCAUUCCAUUCGUUUAACUUUUCAUAUGAACAAAAGAAUGAAUUCAAUGAAAUAUGUCAAUAUCAUAUUCCACAUUUUAUUAAUCGUAUUUAUGCUCUGAAAAUUAAUGAACAUUUUUUUACUUAUAUUUCAUCAUUUGAUCAAUUUACUCAAUUACGAUUCUUAAAAGUAUCGCGUGUACCUUCACCUAAAACAUUAACAAAAAUUAUGGAAGAAUUACCACAUUUAUUGAAUCUUACACAUUUAACUAUUCGUUGUGUUAUUACACGACAAGUAUUCAUUGAUUUUUCAUUGAUUAUUGAUACAAUUUGGAAUUUACCAAAACUUCGUUAUUGUUCUUUAACUAUUUUUACUCCAGGGAUUAAUAGAUUAUAUAUGCCAACAAAAAUAUCAUCAACUCUUGAGUCACUCAAACUAACUGGAUAUCGUAUUCCUUUUAAUCAAAUAGACCAAUUCAUGAAAUAUACUCCUCAUUUAAAAUAUUUAUCAAACGUUCUUGUUUUUCUUGAUACUAAGAUUAAUCAUAACUAUGUUUUACUUUCUCUUUCGACAUUAAUCAGUUUAAAUAUUGGUAUAUGUCGCUCAUGUAAUUUAUCAAUGAUGGGUUUAUUAUUGAAAAACUUAUCAAAUCUUCAACAUUUAACUAUUAGAUUAUUUGACAAUAUCAUUGAUGGUUAUAAAUGGGAACAAUUUAUUCGUAAUUAUCUUUCUAAAUUGAAGAGUUUUAAAAUUGAUAUGAGUUAUGAAAUUGAUCGUAAUCGAAAUAUUGAAGAAUAUAUGAAUCGAUUAUUGAAUUCAUUUCAAAGUUCAUUUUGGAUUAAAGAACAUCAAUGGUUUAUACAUUGUUAUAUAAUUGAUACAACUAUUCAUCUGCAUACAUCAACAUGUUAUGAUUUUUGUUAUCUUGAUCAAAAAUUUCCUCUCAUAUGGAAAUCAACAAAUCCAAAUGAUAAUCAACAAAUACUUUAUAACAAUAUAAAAACAAUCGAUGAAACCUUUUUUGAUCAAUCAUUACCAUUAGAUAUUUGUUUACCAAAUAUUAGAUCUAUUACUAUUCAAUUUCCACUUCCUGAUCAAUUUUGGUCUAUUAUUCCUAAUCUUAAUCAUUUAAAUACAUUAAAUAUCAUAUUAUUUACUGAUAUAUAUCAAUCAGAAUUACAAAAUAUAUUAAAUCAAACAACUCAUUUGUGUUCUUUACAUAUUAAACAAGAUCCAUCAUUACGAUCACCUCAAUUAUCAUUCUUUAAAUGUACAAAUUCAUCAAUUCCUAUUCUUGAUUUUAUUGAAUUGAAUUAUUCUUUGGAUGAGAUAGAAUGUUUAUUAUUUUCUCGUUCAUCAUUAGCUAAUCGAUGCGAAACAUGUUCUAUUAAUGUUCAAAAUCGUCAUUGUAUUGUUAUUCUUAUGAAAAAUAUGCCGAAUCUUCAGACGUUAAAUGUUCGUUGUGAAGAGGAAGUCUCCAUCACUGAAAACAUCCAAAUUAUACAAUGGUUAAACGAUAAUUUAUCAUCAACAUAUUUGAUUACCAAAGAUUCUGAUUCUUCUGAUACUAUUCGAAUACGGAUUCAAUAA